ACCCAGUUGGAAACAAUCGCCAACGGAGACAAGGUAUCAUCACCGCUCUUGUUUCCUUACCUUCACCACCGUCCGUUCUACGAUAACGUCGCGAAAAUGCAGCUCAGAAGUGAAUGGCGACGAACAAGCGAAUACGGUGAAAUUAAAUCCGUGGACGAGACGGGAACCUGAUAACACAUGGGCAGAGGUAACGUGUAACCGUCACACCCGACAGCCGUCGGACCACGACCACCUACUUAUGCCUCCUCUUCCAGCGAGGUCGCCUCUGCGCCCACCGCCGCCCCAGAAACACAGCGAGGCGGUCGUGACGAAGAGACAGCAUGCGCUGCAAGAGCUACUCGCCUCUGAAAAGUCGUACGGGUCUGAUCUCGCGCUGGUAAGGCAGGUACAUAUACCGUUAGCCUUGGGAAAGCCAAUACAUCUAGGUGACCAAACCCUAACCUCGACUGUUGACGCCCCAAUGACGUCCGCCGACGUCAAGCUCAUCUUCGGCAACAUAUCCGAGCUUUCCGACUUUGCCAGCCACUUUCACCAUGCCCUGCAAGCCGCCCUCGACGCUGACGCCGUCGGGGCGCUCUUUCUCAAGUCGGUAUCCGACAUGGAGCGCCCGUACAAGACCUACAUUGCCCGCCACGAAGCCGCCUCCCGCCAUCUCCGCUCACUACCCGUCACACCUGCCCUCACAGCUUACCACACACAAACGCGAACAAUAGCCAGUUCCAUGUCACGCGCCUGGGAUCUACAUUCCCUGCUCAUCAAGCCCGUGCAGAGGCUCCUCAAGUACCCGCUGUUGCUCGGAACUAUCUAUGAGGAAACACCAGAGGGACAUCCUGACAAGGAGAAUCUCCGGUUGGCGAGAGACGCGGUACAGGAUCUGGCUUUCAGGGUGAACGAGGAGCGCCAUAGGGCAGAGGUUGUCAAGGAUGUGCUGAAGCGGAAUGUCGUGCGCGUCAGGAGCGUCAAGGGCCCUAGUGUUACUGCCAACGCCACUCUCACUGGCGACAUGAUCAACUACUACGCCCGUUUGCUGCGAGUCCAAUCGUUUUCCAACCAGCUCGCGCAGAACGUCCUCCACUGGUCGCGUUCCGUGACUGCAACCUCGACACAGCUACACGCGUUUGCCAAGUCUUUCGGGAACGUCAUUGGAAUAUCCACAGAGGUUCAAUCAGACUCGUUUGAAGCUUUUAUGACGCUCAUUACCAUGCAUCUAAUACCACUUACGACAACACUUUCACAAACAUUGAGCAAGGACCUCCUCACUCCACUUUCGCAGCUCCUGGACGCGACCGCCAAACCCCUCCAUCUCGUUGAAACACUACAAAACACUCUACUGCCCCUGCAUACACAUCUUAUGAAUAUGCCUGUGUCGCACAAGAACCGCCCCUCUGCCGAGCUGCUCAAAGCUUCCGCAGAUUAUGUAGCUCUCCGGGGAAAGCUUGCAGAGGAGCUGCCAUUAUUCGUGGAAAAGGCUGAUCGGGUUCUUUGCGGGUGCGUCUUUCGGUUGGCACGGGCAGAGCAAGAAUACUGGAAACAGGUCAAUGCCGGUUGGCGAGAACUGUGGGAUAUGCUAAGCGUCGAGCCUGGGAACACGGUCAAGAUUUGGUGGGAUCGGUGGGAAGAGGUGGAUGCGGUGCUCUCAAGGAUGCGAUGUGUGCAGUUUCGUCCACCGUCACCGUCAUCAGCGUCGUCUUCGCUAUCGAAUGCGACCACCGCAGUUGGGAGCGUCCUAUCAUCGCUAGACCCCAAGCGAACAAGCGUCAAGUCCAAGACGCGGUCAGAAUUCGAAUACGACAUGUACGACUACAAGAGUCGUGCACUUGAGAGUCUGAAGCCCAAGCUGCGCCGGCCUUCCACGUCGAUGCCAUCACUACCACGGAAAAAGAGCUUCCGACGAAAGCUCUCAGAUCCGAAUGUGAAGGAAAAGGCAAAGGAGGCGCUCUAUGUCGUCCGGUCGGUGUAUCCGUUUGAUCCGCCAAAGAAGAAGUAUUUCUAUGACUCGUAUCCGUUUUUGACGUUGAAUGGGCAGAGAGAGAUGCUUGAUGUGUUGAAGGAGGCGGGGCAUCCGAAGGAUCACCUGAGUCGGGGGUUGCUGCUGCAUGUUGAUGAUGGAGACUCGGAGGAGCCGGAUUCGCUUUUGCUGGUGCGGCGCAAGGUUGGUGGCGAGGUUGGGUGGGCUUUGGCGAGUUAUCUGGAGCCGGUGACAAUUUAGGUGUAUGGGUUUUGUGCAGCAUACUAACUAAGGAAUGUAAACUACUUAUAAUAUCUACUUUUAAA
Messenger RNA from Desarmillaria tabescens, 2274 nucleotides. RefSeq names its product Dbl domain-containing protein. NCBI's taxonomy places the organism in Eukaryota, Fungi, Basidiomycota, Agaricomycetes, Agaricales, Physalacriaceae. Bases 239 to 2209 code for a protein of 656 amino acids. Gene Ontology annotation, biological process: regulation of actomyosin contractile ring contraction; regulation of division septum assembly. Gene Ontology annotation, molecular function: guanyl-nucleotide exchange factor activity. The transcript is spliced from 2 exons. Gene Ontology annotation, cellular component: cytoplasm. The record is from RefSeq and is a predicted model, not a curated record.